GUUGCAAGCACCAUCGAAAUAGAAGUGGCAACAAUACUGUGCAUGACCUCGCCCAAUAGGGGACUCAACCUGCCCCAUCCCCAAAUGUAUUCCAUUUCCUGUCUUAAAGCCAACCGUUCCAUUCAAGUUUGGAAUGUUAAAACCCUAGUCGUAAAACCCUUCUCUACAACCAUGUCUUCUCUCCACCGUCGUCUCCAUGGCAUCUUCAACAGUACUUCUGUCCGUGCAACAACCCAAACCAACACCGUCAAAGCCUCGGCCCGAAGCGCUCGCUCCCAAGAAGGCAGACUCGAAAAAGUGGUCGAGAAGUUCAAGAAAUCCUCCGCGUCCCACCGCUUCCGCGCCUCGCACGGCAUCUACGAGUCCACGGUUCGCCGCCUCGCUUCUGCCAAGCAAUUCUCUAUGAUAGAAGAAAUCCUCGAAGCCCAGAAGAAGUACCCGGACAUCUCCUCCGAGGGAUUUGCAAUCCGUCUUAUCGCCUUGUAUGGUAAAGCGGGUAUGUUUGACCAUGCUCACAAGGUGUUCGAAGAAAUGCCUGAGCUGAAUUGUCCGCGUACAUCGAAGUCAUUCAACGCCCUUUUGGCGGCUUGUGUGAACGCCAAGAAAUUCGAUAAAGUUGAGGAGCUUUUCCGGGGACUACCGCAAAAGGUGUCGAUAGAAGUUGAUUUGGUCUCUUAUAAUACUGUUAUCAAUGCAUUUUGUGAGAUGGGUUCGUUGGAUACUGGGCUUUUGAUGCUUGAUGAGUUGGAGAAGAAUGGGUUGGAGCCUGAUUCGGUAACAUUUAAUACGCUUCUCAAUGGGUUUUAUAACAAUGGUCGGUUUUCGGAGGGAGAGAAGAUAUGGUGUAUGAUGGAGAGCAAGAAUGUUAUUCCUGAUAUUAGAAGUUAUAAUUCAAGGUUGCGCGGUAUGGUUCAUGACAGCAGAAUAUCAGAAGCAGUUAACUUGAUUGAUGAAAUGCAGAGCAAAGCAAUUAACCCAGAUGUGAUGAGUUAUAAUGCUUUGAUUAAAGGGUUUUGUAAUGAUGGAAAGUUGGAGGAAGCGAAAUGGUGGUAUAGGGAGCUAAGAAAAAAUGGAUGUAGUCCUGAUUGGGUCACUUAUGUGGCCCUUAUUCCACGUCUGUGCGAAGAGGGUGAUUUCGAUAUGGCAAUUGAGCUAUGUGUGGAGGUUAUCAAUCACCAGUUUAUUAUUGACACAGCGGUAAUACAGCGUGCAGUGGAUGUGUUGGUCAAGAAGGCAA
Molecule: messenger RNA, 1237 nt
Organism: Corylus avellana
Lineage: Eukaryota; Viridiplantae; Streptophyta; Magnoliopsida; Fagales; Betulaceae
Biological process (GO): chloroplast-nucleus signaling pathway; mitochondria-nucleus signaling pathway
Cellular component (GO): chloroplast
Molecular function (GO): protein binding
Source: RefSeq, a predicted model, not a curated record